CGCCGCGCCCAAGCCUCGCGGUGUUUACGUGCGAGUUUCAGCUGGGUUUCCGUUUCCUGAGGUCGAGGCGUGCUGUUCCUUGAUCGGCUGGCUGGUCUGGUAUUUUGUUUUUUUUUUUUUUUUUUAAACUUUUUUUUUUUUUUUUUGUGUGCCGAGCGCUGUUGCAGGGAUGAUGAUGAUGGCGGAGCUGGUGCAGGGACAGGCCGCGGUGGCUCAGCCCGGAAUGAAAGGCGAUGGCUUCGCCGACGCGUUACACCGGGCCCGGCAGAUUGCUGCUAAGAUGGGCGGAGACCCUAUGACCCACAUGAAUAACUCCUCGCUGGUUGUAGACCCUUCUAUCUACGGCUACGGGGGGCAGAAGCGCUCCCUGGAGGAAGGAGGUAAGCUGGCUUCUGCGCUCGUCCAGCCCUGUGUCUCUCCCCUCGGAUGUUCUCCGGAGAUGGGGAGGUUUUUCGUAUCGUUACCAGAUGAAGUGGGUAACCAGCUCGGAGCAAUGGUACAUCAAAGGGCUAUUAUGACAGAAGACUACAAAGUGCCUGAUAAAAUGGUUGGAUUUAUUAUUGGCAGAGGAGGCGAGCAGAUCACAAGAAUUCAGCUUGAAUCCGGCUGCAAGAUUCAGAUUUCAUCAGAUAGCUGUGGCAUGAUGGAGAGGCCAUGUACAUUGACUGGUACUCCGGAAAGCAUUGAGCAGGCGAAGAGGCUGCUGGGCCAGAUCGUGGACCGGUGUCGGAAUGGACCCGGGUUCCACAGCGAGAUGGAUGGUAACAGCGCCAUCCAGGAGAUCCUGAUCCCUGCCAGCAAAGUGGGGCUGGUCAUCGGCAAGGGAGGGGAGACCAUAAAACAGCUGCAGGAGAGAACAGGUGUGAAAAUGAUUAUGAUCCAGGAUGGGCCCAUGCCAACAGGCGCUGAUAAGCCUCUCCGAAUCACCGGGGAUCCCUACAAAGUACAGCAAGCCCGAGAGCUGGUGGUGGAAAUGAUCCGGGAAAAGGACCAGGGAGACUUCCGUGGCGGCAGGAGCGACUUCGGAUCAAGGCUGGGCGGAAGUAGCUUGGAUGUGGCCGUGCCGAGGUUCGCUGUGGGAAUCGUUAUCGGCAGAAACGGAGAAAUGAUUAAAAAGAUCCAGAAUGACGCUGGAGUGAGGAUCCAGUUCAAACCAGAUGACGGGAUUAGUCCAGAGAGAAUUGCUCAGGUGAUGGGACAACCAGAUAGGUGUCAGCAUGCUGUGCACCUCAUCAACGAGCUUGUCCACACUGCACAGGCGGGACUGGAACCUGUGACCGUCUGGCUCAGAGGCGACAACGUCAUCAGACAGGUGUACAGACAGGAGCGGGAUGGUUUUGGAGGCCCUGCUGGUCCCAGAGGCAGGGGCAGGGGGCGUGGCGAGUGGAAUCUGGCUUCGCCAGGCGGACUGCAGGAAGUAACAUACACGAUACCUGCUGAUAAGUGUGGCCUGGUCAUUGGGAAAGGUGGGGAGACGAUCAAGAACAUUAACCAGCAGGCAGGUGCCCACGUCGAGCUCCAGAGAAACCCGCCUCCCAACACAGACCCCAACGUCCGGAUCUUCUCCAUCAGGGGCACCCCGCAACAGAUCGAGCUCGCCCGGCAGCUGAUAGACGAGAAAAUCGGGGGUUCGGGUCUUGGAGGCAGCAGUUUUGGUUUAAACCCUUUCACCCAAGGACCUGCUGCUACCCACCAAAAUGGACCUCAGACGUUCAUGGCGGGAGGAUGGGGAACCACGUAUCCGACGUGGCAGCAGCAGGGCCAGCAGGAUCCUAGUCACAAUGGACCCCAGACUGGCCAGGUGGACUAUUCCAACGCCUGGGAGGAGUAUUACAAAAAGCUAGGUCAGCAAAGCCAGGCUCAAAGCACAGGCCCAGACUACAGCAAGGCAUGGGAAGAUUACUACAAGAAGCAGAGUCAGGCCGUGGGUCCUGCCUCCCAGCAGAGUUCUCCACCUGAUUAUAGUGCAGCCUGGGCAGAGUAUUAUCGACAGCAAGGGACCUACUAUGGGCAAGGCACUCAGCCAACACAGGCCCCGGGCCUCCAGGAACAUUAGACGCAAGUCCCUUUUGUUGAAGAUUUUGGAAUCAUUGCAGAGAGGAAGAAAAAAAAAAACCUUUUCUAACAGAGGUUUCUAGAUUUGCAACGCCUUGAUUUGAAGACUUUUACUUUACUUUUUCUUAGUGAGAAACACUAGCUGUAGAAUGACUUAUAUGAUUAAAAAAAAAAAAAAAAAAAAAAUUGCAGAAUUUCUAAAUCAGGAACAUUUAAUUGUUACUAAAACUUGUGGACACAGUUAUAUUUGAAUGGACAAAUUCCGGGAUCUGUUUUGGGCUUAGAAAACUUUUGUGUUUUUGUUUUUUUUAAAGAGAAACUCCAAAAUGUACACCCGGAGUUGUAACAUUUCAGCAAAACGCAAUAUAAUCUAUUUUUUCUAGUUCUGUUGCAAUAAAAACUUAUUUAGGCUUAGCAGUCUUGAGUAAAAUUUGCUGAAUAUUUUUUAUUUGACAAAUGUUUUAAACAUGUGUACAUUUCUUGUGUAGGUUGCUUUUUUUUACCUAACAUUUUAAUUGUUUGUUCUUUUGAGAUGAAGCUGUGAUGUUUUGUUCAUGAAGAGGUGUUGCUUUGUUACAGGAUACCAUGAUUGGUGAUCGGCUGUCGAUUUCCUAAAUUUAAUUCCUGUCAUGCUAUAUUUUUCAAUGUAAUUUUUGUAUUCCUGGUUAAGAAAAAAAGGUGCAAUAUCUAAUUUCAGUUUGAAACAGAAGGAAGAAUUAUCCCCCUUUUUUUCUUUUGGACACUGGUAGCUCAAUUAUUUUUAGGUGAUUUUUUUUUUUUUUUUGAAGAUAAAUAAGCAAGAUUUAUGGAUUUUUAUUAUAGUGAGUUCAAGUGAAGUUAAAUUAAAAUAAAACAUUGAAUUUCUUGUAUUAAGUGCUGGCUUUCUGAGAUCUUCUUAAACCUAUACUUGUAUGCAAAUGGUUGAAUACAUUCUGUUUUUUUUAAAAUGCAAAGAGGAUGCUUUCACAAUCUGGUUUACCAUCUCUCUCCCUCCCAGCCUCCUCACCUAUUUGUUUUCAGUUAUCUGUGGGGUUGUGGUCCCCAAACACCUGUUCUGUCGUGUGUGAGAUAAUGUUAACAAUUUUGAAAUUUGAUGUUGCAUCUUUUUUGAAGGGACAAAAAAAAAAACAAGUCAGGUUGUCAUUUUGUUUGUUCUGUACAUUUAAUAUUCAAGACUGCUAAGCCUCAUUUGGAAUCUACCUGUGUAAUAAUUAAUAGUAGUUUUUAUAUUAAGUAUUAAGAGUCUGUUCUUGGUUUAUCCUAACCCCUCCCCUCCUCCUUCAGUACACACUGUGGACGUAUGUACAGUCCUAAUGCUAAUAACGUUUUAAUUCAUUAUUACUAUUCUUGUUGUUUUCUUACAGCUGUGUUUUGAUUCUAAUAUAUGUCUGAUUUAAUUAGUUUAAAUGAAUUUAGGUAUUAACUGCAUUGUGCUAAGAUUAAGUUGCUUAAUGAAAAGGGAUGUUAUGAUUUCAGAAUGUUUCAUUUUUAGUGGGUUAUUUUCUCUUGUGUGUGUACAGUUAACCAUGUAUUAAAAACCCCAAAGUGGA
This is a messenger RNA of Acipenser ruthenus (sterlet), 3605 nucleotides long. Its product is annotated as far upstream element-binding protein 3-like. Gene Ontology annotation, biological process: regulation of DNA-templated transcription. Gene Ontology annotation, molecular function: mRNA binding. The transcript has 20 exons. The record is from RefSeq and is a predicted model, not a curated record. NCBI's taxonomy places the organism in Eukaryota, Metazoa, Chordata, Actinopteri, Acipenseriformes, Acipenseridae. Gene Ontology annotation, cellular component: nucleus; cytoplasm. Bases 170 to 2056 code for a protein of 628 amino acids.